UUAAGCCUUUCUUCUCUCUCUCUUCUCUUUCAACAUCAUCUCUCUUAUCAAGUACAACCCCCCCUGAAACCCAUAAAAAAAAUACUCAUAUUCUUUUCACAAAACCAUAGAAAAAAUCAAAACAAAACAAACAGAAUCAAAUACAAGAUCAUCAACUAUACAUUAAAUACAAAUACAUAAACUACCAUACACCAUAACCAUGGAUAGCACCCACUCACCGGCGACGGGUGGUUCCCACCACCAAUCGGAGCCACCACCGCAACCGCAUCUACCACCCGGGUUCCGCUUCCACCCAACUGACGAAGAGCUCGUCGUCCACUACCUUAAGCGAAAAGUCCAAUCUACCCCUCUUCCUGUCUCUAUCAUUGCCGAGGUCGACCUCUACAAAUUCGACCCCUGGGAACUCCCAGAUAAGGCCGUGUUUGGAGAGCAGGAGUGGUAUUUCUUCAGCCCAAGGGAUAGGAAGUACCCAAACGGGGCUCGACCAAACAGAGCUGCAACAUCUGGUUAUUGGAAAGCUACAGGAACUGAUAAACCUGUUUUGAGUAGUGGAAGCCAAAAAGUUGGUGUGAAAAAAGCUCUUGUUUUUUAUGGUGGAAAACCUCCUAGAGGUGUCAAAACUAAUUGGAUUAUGCAUGAAUAUCGCUUGGUUGAUAAUAAACCCAACAACAAACCCCCUGCCUAUGAUCUUUGUCAUAACAAAAAAGGAUCCUUACGGUUGGAUGAUUGGGUGUUAUGUCGGAUUUACAAGAAGAACAACACGAAUAGGCCGAUGGAUCACGAGCGAGAAGAUUCGAUGGAGGAUAUGAUGAUGAUGGGGACACCUAUGUCUAUGUCCAUGUCCAUGUCGAUGCCAAGUUCAAUAAGCAACAUGGGACAACAUCAUCAUCUUCAUAAUCAUCAUCCGCUCACCAAGGUAACGGGUUCUUUAAACUACACCUCUCUUCUGGACAGCCAUGUUGAUGAUCAACAUGGGAUAUAUGAGGGUAUGAUGGGUGGUCAUGCUAUGGAUCCACCUACUAAUAUCUCGCAUAUGCCACUCAAGAGGACCUUGCCGUCCCUAUAUUGGGGCGGCAAUGAUCAUAAUACUGGCGGCGAUAUUGGUUGUUCUCAUAGUCCGAGUAAGAGACUAUCGAUGCUCCAGAUGAGCAACGAGGCCAACAACAAUAACAACAACAACAACAACAACAACACCAAAAUUGCGGGAAAUAACAAUAGCAGUGAGGAAAGUGGAGCAAGAAGUGAUCAUCAUGUCAACAACAACAACAACAACAACAACAACAACAUGAGUUCUAUGUCUAGUCUUCUCAAUCAACUUCCUUCAGAGAUUCCUCCUCCGUUGCACCAACAACAACAACCGAUGUUAGGGAGUCUUUCGGACGGCGUAUUCCGGCAACCGUAUCCUCUUCCUGGAUUAAACUGGUACUCGUAAUCGCCUCCAAGUUCCGGCUUAAGUUAUGAUCAUUAUUCAUACAUAUCUCAAUAAUUCUUAACCAUUUUAGUACCCUAUUAUAUAUACAUAUAUACACUUAGAUUAGACAUAUAUUUUACACAGUUUGAUUAGACUUGUAGCUAGGUAUUGAUUAAUUUUGAGUUUUGGUUGUUGAAGAGAGAUUUUAAAGAGGGGUAAGGGGGAAAGGGGUGUUUAAUUAAUGGGCCUAAUAGUGUUUAGCAAUUAUUGCAUGAUUACCUAGUUGAUAAUGCAGUAUCAACCCCCCCUAACUCUCCACCAAAAGCAGGAAAAAUAAAAUUCAUAUAGUUUACAUAUAUAGUACAUAUAUGUAUACCAUAUAUCCAAGAAGGAAAGAAGGGGGUUAGAGUUAUUGUAAAUUUUAAAAAAGACAAGCUUGAUUGUGAUAAAUUUGCAUUAUUAUUAGGUUACAUAUUAAUCUUAGGCCUUUUGUAUAAAGUUUGUGUUUAAUAAAAUUGAUUCUCGUUCUCGUGGUUAUUAGUGAUAAUGAUUAUAUACAUAUAGAUAAAUUUUUGUUUCUUGUU
Molecule: messenger RNA, 1995 nt
Organism: Beta vulgaris subsp. vulgaris (sugar beet)
Lineage: Eukaryota; Viridiplantae; Streptophyta; Magnoliopsida; Caryophyllales; Amaranthaceae
Product: NAC transcription factor 56
Exons: 3
Coding region: 200-1432 (410 amino acids)
Biological process (GO): regulation of DNA-templated transcription
Molecular function (GO): DNA binding
Source: RefSeq, a predicted model, not a curated record